Messenger RNA from Wasmannia auropunctata (little fire ant), 1042 nucleotides. RefSeq lists its product as uncharacterized. The transcript has 4 exons. The record is from RefSeq and is a predicted model, not a curated record. The coding region runs from base 610 to 906 and encodes 98 amino acids. Lineage: Eukaryota; Metazoa; Arthropoda; Insecta; Hymenoptera; Formicidae.
ACCUCGCGCUCUCGAGGCCAGUCAGCAGCAAAUCGUCACGUCGCGCGUUGUUAAAUUCGAUCGCUCUUUUGCUACAAAAUUUCUUGUACGCGGAACACGUAAUCGCACAGAUUGUAUUCAUAUUUUAAUUCGUGAUAAACACACAGUGAUAAGUAUACUGUUUAUUUGUUAAUUAUUUGUUAAAAGAUAUGACGAUUUCGUCCCCCGCGCCGUUGUUCUGCACUCGUUGUUUUGCAGCUCGCGCGAAAUAAUUCUCUCCUUCUAACGAAAUGAUUGGAGCGAAAUAAGGAGUCUCGUCGGGAUCAAUAGCGUACGUACGAGGGGGACCCUUCUUAACCGAACCUUCCUUACGAGUUCGCCACCAUAAAACGACCCGUACGCGCGACGCACAUUCUCGACCCCAUCGCGACCAGGUGCUUAUCGCACACACCUCUACACUUUUGUGCAUUUGUGUUCGUCGGUUCGGGUUUCUACGCUGCCAACUAUAUUCACCGUGCAUACUUGUCCCGCAGAAAUUUCACCUGCGAGAAAAAGUCAAGACGGAAGUCGUUCAUUGCGAUUAACAAGAAAGCGAUUCUCAUCGAAGAUGAGAAAUCAGGAGACGCUAGCAUGAUCGACAUCGGUGCGAUUAGUAUCUUGACGCUUUUCCUGAUCGUCGGCAAUCUCGAGGCAGUCACAGUCGUGAACCAUCAUUCCGACGAUGAAUACGUCCUUGAACACGAAAUCCUUCGCAAGGACGCACUUGCUGAAGCGAAGAAAUUGGAGAUAUAUCCUGGGCCCAUUCCGGGAUGCAAGUCUUGCAGCUACUCCGAGAUGACUUACUGUAAGAAUGGCAGCAUUAUCAACGACCAUUGCUGUUGCGACGGCAGCUUUAACAGUAGGUGUUUCGAGCGAGUGUAUGAUUAAUACGCGAUUAAUAAAUACUCUAGACGAACGUUUUACGGGCGAGGUCCCGUAAGCUCGCUUUAUGAUCGGCUAACGAAGCGGCACGCGAUUUAUCUCGGCGCGGCAACAACAAGCCGAUCGAAAUCGGCUUAACCUU